AUGACAUUUCUUGUUAUUAAUAUUUUGAUGUGUAUCUUACUGAACCAACCAACCAAAGAAUCCAAAAAUCCCAAACCACAACUCAAUCAGUGCACAGCUUUUGCUCUCCUAUCCUAUUUGCUGGGGGAGAGAGGCAAGGCCUGGAAGCGCAGAAGCAGUCUGCUCCUGUGGGCACCUUCCCACUGCAGUGUUCUGAAUGGGAGGGGAGGUGGAAAGGUCCUGAAUGUGGGGGUGGGGGAGGAGAGGCAUGGGGGCCCACCAGGCACUCCUUCUAUCUCUGGGCAGUUCUACACUAGAAAUAGUGUAGAAAUAGAACAGGCAAAGUUCUUUUACUCCAGCACUCUCUGUCAUGGAGGAGCCCCUCAGAGAGGCACCUGGGUCUCCCUUUGGGCCCUUUCAGAGGCAGGAGCCUGUCCUUCCCUAGCCCUCCCAACCCGCCUGGCUGCCUGA
Molecule: messenger RNA, 450 nt
Organism: Rangifer tarandus platyrhynchus (Svalbard reindeer)
Lineage: Eukaryota; Metazoa; Chordata; Mammalia; Artiodactyla; Cervidae
Source: the annotation of a GenBank genome assembly